AUGUCGUCGUUCUAUACCCUUCUUACCAUCACCAAUAAUUUUCCGGUCGACUUGACAGAUGGGACUGCGACGAUAAAGACCGGAACAUUGGUUGGAAGAAUACCCGAGACCAUCGAACCCGAAAAGAAGACUACACAGAUUCGAAUCAAUGCUACAAAUGCCGAUGAUGGAUCGAGCGGCCAUCUCACUUACGCGGUCGUUAUUGGAGGCCGUGAACGACACAUUUCUUUUGUUUUCAAAUGCGACAAUAGCUCGUCAAACCAGGCAAAGAUCAACUCAGAAUGGGCAGAUCUCUUCGAGGCAUCAGUCAGCGCAUUCAAUCUUGGCGAUCAUCCUCUUGUGGUUGACUACAAAGUCAGUGCUGCGGCCAGGCGGUCGGAACAUGACACUGCUGAGUAG
Molecule: messenger RNA, 399 nt
Organism: Akanthomyces muscarius
Lineage: Eukaryota; Fungi; Ascomycota; Sordariomycetes; Hypocreales; Cordycipitaceae
Exons: 3
Coding region: 1-399 (132 amino acids)
Source: RefSeq, a predicted model, not a curated record